Molecule: messenger RNA, 594 nt
Organism: Soboliphyme baturini
Lineage: Eukaryota; Metazoa; Nematoda; Enoplea; Dioctophymatida; Soboliphymatidae
Source: the annotation of a GenBank genome assembly
AUGCUUCCAAUUUUGAGUGCUGUUUUUGGUUUGUUUCUGAUCGUAUUCGUUCAUCGUGAGAUAGUGAGGGACGGUCGCGGAGGAUUUCCCUUCGUGCAGCAGCUGCUGGAGCUGAUUGACGAUGAACUGGGGUUGAAACUGGCUACCCGCAGAUCGCACCCUCGUCGCAAGGAACACAACAGCGGGGCUUCCAAGCGAGGGCACCGGCGUCACAGAAGGCACCGCAGUUCGGCGUCGAUGAGUGCCGACCAACCGGAAGCUACGUCUAUUAAAAACAUGAACAGCCUCCGUAGGUCGUUCGAAAAGUAUGCAUCGAAGAAGAGGAAGACACCGAAUGGGAAACGACAGAAGUUUUGGUCGAAAUUGCUGAAGUACAGCAGUUUUUCAGAUGGGUCUGAAAAGAGAUGGUUCGGUACUGGCAAGAACAAAGGACAACAGACAGAACCUUCAAGAAAUAAGCCGAAGAGUCCGAACCUCGAGCAACGACAUCUGACAUGCAGUGCCGCGACGCCCCACCGUCACCAUCAUUACCGUAACAGCAGGCGCGCUGAGCGUGAUAUCUGGCCUUCGAAUAAAGCGAUAGUUUCAGCCUAG